AUGAAGGGAUUCGCUGUGAACGGUCAAUCGUCGCGUCAGCAUGCGUUGCUGCUGUUACUGCCUGUAUUGCUGCUCGUCGGAUCCGUCGCCGGGGAGAUCGAGAGACGAACGUCGAAGCAGAUGGUCGAGGAAUCCCCGGAGACCCUGGCUUCGAAUUUGAGCAAAGACUGCGGCAAGUCCUACAGCGCCACGUGCCUCAAACUGGACGUGGUGUCCUUCCUGGACAGGCUGUCUGAGCAGGAGGACAUCAACAUCUUGCCAGGAGUAUCCGUGAUCAAGGAGAACGGAUCUGCCAACGUCCCACCCUCCGAGGUGGUUGCCAAUCUGGCCAGAGACUUCCCCAACGAUGUGGAAAAGAGGCUCGACGCUUAUCUGGUUCACAAAGUCGGAAGUUACCUGAACAGCCACUCGAUCUCGAUUAAGCUCUUCGAUCCGAGGACAUUCGAGGCUGCCAGGAGCUUCAACGAGGAGACGAUGGCGCAACUCGGUCUCAGUAAUGGACAGAACAUUGAAACUGGUCGUAAAAAGGGGAAUCGUGGCGGCGGCCUGAUGGCCGGUCUUCUAAUGAUGAAGGGCACCCUGGGUGCAAUCGGUUUCGGUGCUCUCGCCCUGCUGGCUGGCAAAGCUCUGAUGACCGGUCUGAUGGCUCUGAUGCUGUCUGCCAUCGUCGGUCUGAAAUCGCUCGCCCACCACGGCGAGAAGAAGACCACCUACGAAAUCGUCAGCAAGCCGGUGUACACGAGCUCUCAUACGCACAGUUCGGAGGAGCACCACGGCCAUGGAUACGGCCACUCCGGUUAUGGAAGAUCCUUGGACACGAUCCAUGAUACAGUUCAGCAGGCAGUCCUGAAGUAUGGAAACGCGCGGGACCGCCGGUCGCUGUUCCGGCAAAACUAA
Messenger RNA from Ceratina calcarata, 897 nucleotides. RefSeq names its product DUF1676 domain-containing protein Osi16 (gene Osi16). Bases 1 to 897 code for a protein of 298 amino acids. The transcript has 2 exons. Lineage: Eukaryota; Metazoa; Arthropoda; Insecta; Hymenoptera; Apidae. Gene Ontology annotation, cellular component: membrane. The record is from RefSeq and is a predicted model, not a curated record.